AAAACUAGUGUAGGCAUUUUAUUUGGACUCGGUUUGAUGUAAGCGGGCAGCAAUUUCAAAAAACAUAAAUUAAUGGAUAUUACAGUUUGUAGUGGCAAAAUUUAAUAAGCAGUAUCAUUACGAAGUUGGAUAGAGCGACAGACAGAGAAAAAAUGGCAGUGGAGACGAACUUGGGAACCUUGUUAGAGAAAUUGAAAGUGGAAGAACCAUGGCUCCCUCCUGUCACUUGGGAAUCCAUUCCUUCUCAAAAUGUGUCCUCUUUCCGUCCUCCUCCUAAUUCCUCUCCUCUCAAACAUACCUCAUCCUCUCUCUCCGAGGCAAGUUUAGUAAGAUUAGCAUUAAAUGCUAUGCAAGGUGUGGAAUCAGCCCUUACUAGUAUUCAAAAGCUUUCUUCCGCCUUUUCUUCUGAUCCAGCUGAUAGAUCCCACCAUCAAAUUCCCAGUCUAUGGAAUCGGUCUUCUAGUACUCAUGCAUUGGGAAGGAUUCUCAACUCUAUAGGCUGCUUUGGUUCUCUGGUUUUUCUUCUCCGUAAAUUUGUAGAUAAUCUUACGCAUAUCGAGUUGGAGCAAAUUCACUAUGACCAUGAUACGCAGAAGGAACAGCAUUUGUCUUACACUCUAGUUAAUCAGGCAUUUGCUGUUGCUGUAGGAAAGGUUUUAGAAGGAUAUGUAUGUGCUUUGAAUACAGUGUAUGCAUCGGCAAGAUUGAGGCAUUCAUCAACAGUUGAUGUUGAGUAUUAUGAGGAAGCAUGCCUCACUAGCAUAGUGCAUUCUAAAGUUACACUACUAGAGUUGUAUUUGCACACUAAGGAAUUGAGGUGUCAGAUUGAAGCUCUGGGAAAUAUAUGCAACUUAUAUGAUGUAGCACUUUGCUUCUCAGUGUCUUCUCUUGAGGAUUUAAAUGCUAAAGCUGUCUUCGAAUUUUCUAACUUCUAUAGAGGAGGAGAUCUUCUUUCUUAUUUAUAUACGCAACUGCAGGUUGCUGAUCCCCCGCACCGUGCUAUACUCAACUUCCUCUUUCUUCGCUCAUUUGAACCAUAUUGUGGAUUGAUAAGGUCAUGGAUAUUUAGUGCUCAGACUAGUGAUCCAUAUAAGGAGUUUAUAGUAGAAUGUGGAGAUAAACAGCCACCUGAUCUGCAUUGUAAAGCUGGCAUCCCUUUUGACUUCCCGUGGGCUAGUAUUCGGGAUGGAGUAGCUAUACCAUGUUUUCUGAAGGACUUUUUGAUUCCAAUUAUUAGGGCUGGUCAGCAGCUUCAAGUAUUAAUGAAGUUGCUUGAAUUGUGCAAUUAUGCUGGCCCUGGUGAACAUACUUAUGAGGAUUUGCUUCCGAGUUUCAAUGGAUAUACAAGUGACAAUUUGUUUCAUGCAUCUCCUGUGACCUUCAGCAAAGGACAUUUCGAGGCUAUGGUAAAAGUAAGAAACAACUAUUACAAAAAAAUGUUGGAGAAACUUGGAAACGUGUUAGCCAAACUGGAGCUUAGGUACCAACAGGUAGUCCCAGAUGUUAUUGUACCUAUCUACUUUGACAAUAGUGGAGGGGGAUUAAACAAUGAAGUCUCGUUCACUUUAAAUGAUGGUUUAAAUGUCUCUUCAGCAUCUGAUAAGUCGAACUCAUAUCUGGCUGUAGAUAAAGUUGGUUCAUAUUCCUCCAGUACAAGAGAUGAAUCAUAUGGGUCGAAUGCAUCUGAGGCUUCUGAAUGUUCUUCUUUAAGUGGUUCUGAAGAGGAAACUGAGACAGAGCUACUGGCUGAGAAUUCUAAUAGUUUGGUUGGACAUGAGCAUAAGUAUUUUUCUUCCUUAAGGUUUUCCACAACCACAAGUAGCCCAGUUAAUAAUACAUUACAAAGUUCUAUUCAGUGUCAAAGCUCACAUGAUAUGGAAAGCAAUAUACCUGAAAAUUGUCCAAAGAAUUAUGUGCUUGGCCAUUUUGUGCAAUCCUAUUGUAAGAAAAAAUCUACGAGUCACAUGUUUGUUCCUCUAGGUCUGGAGGAUUCAAACUUGUCAUAUACUAAUAGGUUAACUGCUAAGAGCUGGCCACUUGUAAAUAAUACUUUCUACGACGAUCAAGGGUUUAAGCAUUACCAGGGGCAACCUCAAGGUUACACAGCCCUAGCAGCAACCAAAACAAAUACAGAGUCCAUAAAUGAAGGUGUACCUUAUUUUAGAAAAAUGACUUCUGCCAAAGAUUGUUCAAUAGAAGCCUUGGGGAAGGAUCAACUUGAAAAUGCUUUCCAUACUGCAGAUUUAUUUACGUUGCAUCCGUGGAAGGAUAAUCAUAGCAGCAAUUUUCUUAGCAAAAAUCCAAUGCUGAGAAAAAAUGUUUUCUUUAACCCAAUGAGCAAACCUGGACAGGAAUUCAGCUUAGUUUAUGGACAAUCAUUACCGUGCUUUGAUUUUUUAAAUGUAGAAGACCCUUGCAAAGUAUAUGUUGAGAAGUUAGCUGCCAAUUCAAGACACAGCCUCAUAAACAAUGGAGAUAGUUCUGAUGCUGCUGGAAAGAGUCAUGAGAGAAGGAAACAAGAUAACGAUGGACAUAGUAUCUUUAUAAAUAAUGAUAAAAUGGCUUCCCCUUUCUCGUCCUUAUACUUGAAGAAACAAGGCCAAGAAGCUCUUGUUUCAAAAGAUGUUUAUGGAGGAAGGAGUUGGGAGAGUCUGCUCAGUAAAUUUAGUUUCAUCGAAAAGGGAAGUGCUAGUGAGCAGAAGCACAGUUUGUCAGCCAUGUUUGAUAUUCCACUUGAUUUCAUUAUUGACAAAUGCAUGCUGCAGGAAAUCUUGCUCCAGUACAAGUACGUCAGUAAGCUAGCCAUCAAGAUACUUGAAGGAUUUGAUUUGCAUGAACAUUAUAGGGUGCUGCGGCGGUACUAUUUUAUGGAAAUAGCAGAUUGGGCGGAUUUGUUUAUCAUGUCCCUUUGGCAUCAUAAAUGGCGUACUACUGAAGCUGGUCAAAGAGUUUCAGAAAUUCAAGGGCUUCUUGAGUUGUCAGUUCAGAGGUCUUCAUGCGAACGAGACCCUAAUAAGGAUCGGCUAUAUGUGUACAUAAAGGGGAAUGCUGUAAUUCCUCUUGCAACAUCUGCAAUUGGGGUCCAUUCCUUCGAUUUCUUGGGUUUGGGUUAUCAUGUGGACUGGCCACUCAGUAUUAUUUUGACUCCCAGUGCACUGAAAAUUUAUUCCGAUAUAUUCAGUUUUCUAAUACAAGUGAAGCUAGCUAUUUUUGCUUUGAGUGAUGUAUGGCGUUCAUUAAAGGAUUUGAUGCACUUCAGUGGUAAAAAUAGUCAUUCUGCAGAACAUGAAACAGAAGUGGGUCAAAUUAAUAUGCUGAUAAGAAUGAGGCAGCAGGUCAAUCAUUUUAUCUCUACUUUGCAACAAUAUGUGCAGUCACAAUUGUCUCACAUAUCAUGGUGCAGGUUUCUUCAUAACCUAAAGUACAAGGUCAAAGAUAUGAUGGAUCUGGAGUCGGUGCACAUGGAAUAUCUAACGGAUUCACUGCACAUAUGUUUUCUUUCUGAUGAAACACGACCUGUAGCCAGCAUCAUAGAAAGCAUUUUGCAGUGUGCCUUGAACUUCCGUGCUUGCCUUACAACCAGCAUUUGGGAUGUGGGGCUGGAUGAAGGGGGCUUGCGGGGGAAACUUUCUAGAAUCAAUAUAUCCCAGGUGCUUGCCAUAAAGCAGAAGUUCGACAAAAACUUAAAAGAAUUGCAUCUGUGUUAUCACAAGUCACCUAAGCAUGGAGAGUUUGGGCUUUAUUGUUUCUGGGGUCAUCUCAACUACAAUGAAUAUUACACGGACAACGAAAUGAAUCUUUAUGCCUUUUAAGAUAAGUCUUUACUCUAGGCUAACCACAGUGAAGAGCAGAUCGAUGACCAAUAUGCUAAAAUUAUUGCCAGACCCUUCCAUUAUUGAACUCCUUUAAGGACCUCUGGAUCUUGGUGUCUUCAAUCAGGAUGUUAUAGUAAUAUUUCUAUGUUGGUCCUUGUGCGUCCAAGGUGUGUUCCCUUGUUCAUUCCUGUGUCUAAGCUGUCUGCAAUAUGCAACUUUGGUAGUCUAGUGGUUUCAAGAUAGCCAGAGCAUUCUUCCUUUUUCUUUACUCAAACCUGUUUCCUGGGCGUGUAUUGUAAAUAUGAGCAUCCAGUAUAAGGGAUUUUUGAUGUUCCUUGCUCAGUUAGGGGCUUGAAGCUAUGGCAUUUAUGAGUAUAUAGGAUAUGAUGAUUAUAAGGAUGAUUUGCAGACAAGUUCAGAAUGAUCUCCUGUGAUGAAUACACAGAAUGUGGGAGAGGUGCCAGCAGCACAGCAAACUGAAUCGAUUCUUAAUGACAGGUGUUUGUACCCAUUUGUCUCUGUAUUUAAAAUUACUAAUUUGUUUGUGUUUGUAUUUCUUAUCCUUUAAUAUGUUUUCAUUUCUUCCUUUGUUGUGAUUUCGCUCGGUUUGACUCUUUCAUUUUUACUAAUCUGUGCUAUUUUCUUUUUUGUCGAGGUGCAAA
Ricinus communis (castor bean) is the source of this 4477-nucleotide messenger RNA. RefSeq lists its product as uncharacterized. NCBI's taxonomy places the organism in Eukaryota, Viridiplantae, Streptophyta, Magnoliopsida, Malpighiales, Euphorbiaceae. The transcript is spliced from 14 exons. Gene Ontology annotation, biological process: microtubule nucleation; mitotic cell cycle; meiotic cell cycle. The record is from RefSeq and is a predicted model, not a curated record. Gene Ontology annotation, molecular function: gamma-tubulin binding; microtubule minus-end binding. The coding region runs from base 153 to 3812 and encodes 1219 amino acids. Gene Ontology annotation, cellular component: spindle pole; centrosome; equatorial microtubule organizing center.